AUGGAUGAUGUCAGACUGCUUCACCGUCAACUCUCGAAUGACAAGUGUUACUGGGUUGGACUGUCGAAUUCCGAAAUCGACAAAGACCAACGACUCUUUCGGGAACAAAAGGAGCGGAUCCAUCUUUGGGAGGAGAAGUUCGAGAAGAAGCUGGGGGGGAAGGCAAGAACGAAGAAAAGCAGGGCAGAUAAAAAGAAUGCAGAGGUUGUUGACACCAAUAGCGAGGAGGACACAGGCAACAAGGGAUCGACAGGGAUAGGGAAAAGGGUAAAAAAGGUUGGAGAGCAUGAAAAGAAGAGGAAGGGAGCUGCCAUCAAGGGUGCAGAGGGUCCAGUAAAGAAGAAAAGGAAAGGCGCAACUCAAGAAGGUAGCCGAUCCAAUGGGAAGACCACUGCAAGAAAGCCCACUACAACAACAACCAAGCCAGCCAAGAAAUGUACCACAGCGGCAAUGGUAGCAUCUCAGCUACCACCAACUACUUCGUUCAAGAGUAGGGCAACACUUUCUGACGUCGACGAAUCCGACGACGGUGACAAUCCUGCCCCUCCUGUAAAUGGUCCUCAACAUGCUUCCAGCAUCAUGUCGUCUGCCACAUCCACCAGGACCACUUCCAACACCAGCACGCUAUCCACUGCAUUCACUGUGCCUACCUCCAAUGGCAUUGCACCAUCUACAUCCACCAUGCUUACAGUUAACGGUAGUGUGUCACCUACUGCAUGCACUAUGCCCGCGUCCAACAUCAGCACGUCGUCCUCCACUAUACCUGGCAGUCGUUCAUUCCCAUCCAACUGCAGUGUCGAUGGCAACGUCUCCAACUCUCCACUCAGAGGGACUGGUGCUUCAUCCAUGUAG
Marasmius oreades (fairy-ring Marasmius) is the source of this 852-nucleotide messenger RNA. RefSeq lists its product as uncharacterized. Lineage: Eukaryota; Fungi; Basidiomycota; Agaricomycetes; Agaricales; Marasmiaceae. The record is from RefSeq and is a predicted model, not a curated record. Bases 1 to 852 code for a protein of 283 amino acids. The transcript has a single exon.